AGGCGAUUUUGUCCGUAUCCGUCGGAGUUGAUAACUCUAGCUUCUACAAAACGAUCUACAAGGGAACAAGUAAAUACAAAGGUAUGAUUGAGGACUGUUGCUGUGAUUAUGAAAUAGUGGACAAUCUCAAUAAUGAGUUUUUGAAUCCUUUGCUUCAAAGAUCUCGUCACAACACCAUUUUCUCGGUUAAACUGUGGUGUGACUGCCCAUUCUGGCCAGACGAUGGAAUGUGUCGUUUGCGUGAUUGUAGUGUCUGUGAAUGUCCAGAGAAUGAGUUUCCAGAACCAUUUAAAAAGCCAUUUGUCCCAGGUCUUCCUUCUGAUGAUUUCACGUGUCAAGAGGGAAAACCUCAGGGAGCUGUUGACCGAACUAUAGAUAACAGAGUAUUCAGAGAUUUAUCUGGAGAGACAUGUCCAGAGAAAAAGGUUUUGUACAAAUUGAUAUCCGGUCUUCAUUCUUCGAUCUCGAUGCACAUAGCAGCAGAAUAUCUCCUUGAUGAGUCAAGAAACCAGUGGGGACAAAAUAUUGAACUGAUGUAUGAUCGAAUUCUGAGACAUUCGGAUCGUGUCAGAAAUAUGUACUUCACGUAUCUCUUUGUGGUACGUGCUGUAACUAAAGCAACAUCAUACUUGGAGCAGGCAGAGUAUGACACAGGAAACCAUGCUGAAGAUCUGAAAACACAGUCCUUGAUCAAACAUGCACUGAUGGAUUGCGUAGCUUGUCAAAAAUGCCGGCUUUGGGAGAAGCUUCAGCUGCAACUACAACGGAACGAGGUGAUUGCACUGGUGAAUUUGCUCAACCAUCUCUCUGAGUCGGUUAAGAUGGUCCAUGAUAUGGGACCUGAUGUGGAGGGGCUAAUGGAGGAUCAGAUAGCCAAAGUUUCAGCUAAACCCGGAAGAUUAAGAAGAAUAUGGGAUUUAGCUGUCUCCCUGUGUUGUAGCGAGGAAGAGGUUGAGAGGUCGAGAGUGGCGGUGGGAUGGCCUGAAGAAGACGGGGUUGAAGAUAUUUGGAAGAAAUGAAAUUAAUUUUUUGGCUUGAUGUUAUUCCCGGAGAAAGAAUUGAGUGGCAGAGAUCGAUAAUAAGCAUGAUUGUUAAGG
This is a messenger RNA of Arabidopsis arenosa, 1097 nucleotides long. The record is from the annotation of a GenBank genome assembly. NCBI's taxonomy places the organism in Eukaryota, Viridiplantae, Streptophyta, Magnoliopsida, Brassicales, Brassicaceae.